This is a messenger RNA of Verruconis gallopava, 1402 nucleotides long. RefSeq lists its product as uncharacterized. The record is from RefSeq and is a predicted model, not a curated record. NCBI's taxonomy places the organism in Eukaryota, Fungi, Ascomycota, Dothideomycetes, Venturiales, Sympoventuriaceae. The coding region runs from base 337 to 1041 and encodes 234 amino acids. The transcript has 2 exons.
UACAAUAUUACUAUGAGAACACAUUUUCACAAGAAUACGUCCAUAUACAUCAUAUUUUCACUUCCUUUUGCUUCCCUGAGCGCUGCACACCAGCAAUCUCCAGCACUGCCUAGCUUAGGCUAGCCCCUCAGUGCAACACACUCCCUUGCUACACGUGACUUAAGCUUUGUUCGCGUGGUGUCCUCUCCUCGUCGUCAGAAACGAGCAAUGCGGAAUACGUGACUGCCAAAUUUGCAUCGCCGCUCUCCGCGAAGUAGCAUAUAUCACGUCAUCUUGUCUAUCUCCCGUGAUGCACUGUCGUGCCUCAUCCAAUUUGCCACUAGAUCAGUAGCAUUCAUGGCCUCAGCAAAGUCAUAUCCACCGCCACCACUACUACCUCCGCAAGAACCAGCAAUCCCUGCAACAACGCAGGAGCAGAACUCAUUAGUCAAACUUCGAUAUCAAGGAACUUCUAUAAUAGCAGAGUGCACCCCUCUUGAAUGCGAGAACCACAACACCUUCCAUCUUACGCUCCGCCGCAAUGCGCUAGACCAUGCCAUAUACCUAGCCCUCAGCCAUCUCACAUGGCUCAAACGUUUGAUCGGGGGGGUUCGCCCGGUAUGGUUGCUACCACCCCAACUCAUUCUUAAGAAAAAGAAGGAUGGCUGGGAAUCUGAAUUCGAACAUGAAAUUGCACAAUACAUAGAGCAUGAAAACUUACAAGGACGAGUCCUACCUAUCUACUAUGGCAGAGGGUCAUAUGACAAUAUCGAUGGGAUCCUUCUUUCAUACUGCGGCACGAGUCUGAACGAGCGGCAGGAUCUCACGGUAGAUGCUCUCAAGAAGAAGCUGAGAUGGGCAUUAAGUUGGCUGGCAGAUAGAAAUCUGGUUCAUAAGAACCUCACUUUAGGCAACGUUCUUUACGACGGCAGUAAGAUCACAAUUAUUGAUCUUGAACAAACUGAUAAACAAAAGAGUGGAUUCAAUAUUAAUGCGGAGGUGGAUUCAAUCUUAUAUUGGUUCAAAUUCCGGCAGAAGGCGCUACGCGAAGAUACUUCAUAAAACAUACCUGAUAGGACAGGCAGGUAUCUAAAGCAUCAUUGUAAACUCUUCAAUGAAAUCUGACUAUACCAAAUUCGCUUGUUCAUCUUUUCCUAUCGCUUGUAUGCGUCACAGUUCUGUGACGGCUGGUUGCCUAGGGGUGGGUAUACUCUUGGUAGGGUUCAGAUCAAUCCGCUGGCGGUACGAGCUGAGAGAUAGGUUAUUGUAGAUGAAGUCUCGCUGCUGUAGAGGGAUGUAGUAAGAGGUUGGGCUAGGUACCUAUCGGCAAUAUUAUUGCGAGUGCCUCCCUAUAAAGUUCUAUCCAUAGGGAUGAAGUAUGUGGCGCAUUUAUAGCUGAUUCAGAUUAUUGUUAAAUUCAUGA